AUGGCCAUGGUGGUCGGUCGCGUUCACGCUCUCCUCGUCGUCGCAGCCGCAGCCGUUCGCCACGUCGUUCAAGAUCUCGUUCUCCUCGCAGCAAAAGCCGUAGUGCUUCGCCUCGUCGAAGUCGCAGCCGUAGUGCUAGCCCUCGAGGUGGGCGCCGAUCGGCGUCACCAAAUGGCAAGGAAGAAUCGCCGGAGCGGGCUGGUUCUGAUACUCGUGGUUCACGAAGCCGAAGUCGAUCAGGAAGUCGUUGAAGAAAAGUGGCGUUCGAAGUGUUUCUUUGAGUUCGCUGUAUUUUCGAAUUUUGCGUAG
Ostertagia ostertagi is the source of this 309-nucleotide messenger RNA. Lineage: Eukaryota; Metazoa; Nematoda; Chromadorea; Rhabditida; Trichostrongylidae. The record is from the annotation of a GenBank genome assembly.